Molecule: messenger RNA, 2322 nt
Organism: Ustilaginoidea virens
Lineage: Eukaryota; Fungi; Ascomycota; Sordariomycetes; Hypocreales; Clavicipitaceae
Exons: 1
Coding region: 1-2322 (773 amino acids)
Biological process (GO): protein phosphorylation
Molecular function (GO): protein kinase activity; ATP binding
Source: RefSeq, a predicted model, not a curated record
AUGGACAACGUAGCCCUGGGCUGGCCGUACCCCCAGUUGUUCGAGAUAUGUGAGCACUUCGGAAAAAUCGACAAGGAAGCCGAAAUGAACCCGCUGGUCAGCCAGUUUUUCAACGCCAGCCCUUCCACCCUCACCUACGGCCUGGGCGGCCACUCGGUCGUCCUGCAAAUCUCCCCGACCAUCGCAGCCAAGGUGUGCAUCAAACCCGGAGACGACAGGCUGCAGAACGAGCAGAGCGUGUUCCACCUGCUCCGUGACGUCGACUGUCCCUACAUCAUCCAGCCCUACUACCACGCCCCCGACGUCACCUUUGUCGAGCUGCUCUAUCGCUCGCUCCAGUACAGAAUGUGCAAAACUUGGCCCGGGUCCCAGGCCCCGCGGCCCGUUCUGCGAUGGAUGUUCCAGCUGACCUCCGCCGUCGCCUGUCUCGAGGAGCUGGGCAUCGCCCACGGAGACAUCAACCCCGGAAACGUCAUGCUCAGCCACGACGACAACCUCAAGCUGAUCGAUUUCGAUCAUGCCGUCAAGUACGGCCAGGCCGUCGACGUGGGACAGGAGCCCUAUGUUCGACAGGGCCGGGGCUGGACCGAUGGAUCUUACGGCGGCGCCGGACCAAAGACGGAGCAGUUUGCUCUGGGCUCCAUGUUCUGGUUCAUGCACCGCGGCACCGAGGCGUAUGCGGAGAUUUCUGGGCAUUCGAUGGUAAACAACUUUAUCGACGGCAUCUUCCCCACCACCAACCCCGAUGACCCCAUCGAACAGAUCAUUGACAACUGCUGGCACUGGCGCUACCCCCGCGUGGCCGAUCUGCUAGCCGAGGUCAAGGCCCUGGCGGGGAGCGAGGCGGAGCAAGUCAAGCCGGCGGAAUCGGCCGAGGACAAGGCGGAGAAGCGCCGCUUCUGCGAGGAGUACUACAACAGCGCCAUCCGCACGCCGCCAACCAAGCUAGAAAAGAGUGAAGAAGCUGCUGGCGAGAAGAACAAUGAUGAAGCGGGUGUUGCUGCUGGUGCUGAUGCUGGUGCUGAUGCUGGUGCUGAUGCUGGUGCUGAUGCUGGUGCUGGUGCUGGUGCUGGUGCUGGUGCUGGUGCUGGUGCUGGUGCUGGUGCUGAUGCUGGUGCUGAUGCUGGUGCUGGUGCUGGUGCUGAUGCUGAUGCUUGCGUCGCCACGCCCGACGAAGGCUGCGGGCAGCCGGCCGCCCUUGCGCUAUCCUCUAUUACGCCGCUAACUACGCUAGAAAAAAGUGAAGAAGCUGCUGGCGAGAAGAGAAGAGAUGAAGCAGAUGUUAAUGCUGGUGCUGAUGCCUUUGUCGCCACGCCUGAGAAGCCGGCCCUUAUUACGCUGUCCUCCGUCACGCCGCUAACUAAGCUAGAAAAGAGUGAAGAAGCUGCUAGCGAGAAGAAUAAUAAUAAGGCAGGUGUCGAUGCUAAUGCUGAUGCUAAUGCUUGCGUCGCCACGCCUGACGAAGGCCGCGGGGAGCCGGCCUUUAUUACGCUAUCCUCUGUCACGCCGCUAACUAAGCUAGAAAAGAGUGAAGCUGCUAGCGAGAAGAAGGAUGAUAAAUCAGGUGUUGAUGCUAAUGCUAGUGAUUUCGUCGCCACGCCUGAUAAAGGUCGCGGGCAGCCGGCCACUAUUGCGCCAUCCUCUAUCACGCCGCCGACUAAACUAGAAAAGAGUGAAGAAGCUACUGGCGAGAUGAACAAUGAUAAGGCGGGUAUUGAUACUGGUGUUAAUACUAGUGCUGCUGAUUUUGUCGCCACGCCUAACGAAGGUCCCGAGCAGCCGGCCACUAUUGCGCUAUCCUCUAUCACGCCGCCGACUAAGCUAGAAAAGAGUGAAGCUGCUAGCGAGAAGCACAAUGAUAAAGCGGGUAUUGAUACUGGUGUUAAUACUAGUGCUACUGAUUUUGUCGCCACGCCUAACGAAGGUCCCGGGCUGCCGGCCACCAUUACGCUACCCUCUAUCACGCCGCCGACUAAACUAGAAAAGAGUGAAGCUUCUAGCGAGAAGCAUAAUGAUAAAGCGGGUGUUGAUGCUGGUGUUGAUGCCAGUGCUGGUGAUUUCGUCGCCACGCCUGACGACGGUCCCGGGCUGCCGGCUACUAUUGCGCUAUCCUCUAUCACGCCGCCGACUAAACUAGAAAAGAGUGAAGCUUCCAGCGAGAAGCACAAUGAUAAAGCGGGUGUUGAUGCUGGUGUUGAUGCUAGUGCUGAUGCUUGCGUCGCCACGCCCGACGCCUUCGUCGGGCGGCCGGCCCCCAUUCCGCCAUCGUCCGUCGCGCCGACGAAGGAGACUACCAAAUGUGGGAUAGAUGAGACAAUGUAA